AUAACUGGUCUAAGAAGCUGUAACUGACGAACUGGCAAAAGUGGCAAAGGCAAAAUGGCGAUGGCGAUUUGGUUUUUGUAAAUUAGAACAUUAGAAGAGAUGGUAAUUGAAUAUUGUAUCAAAUAAUCUUUUGAAAGUUGUUCUUAUCAUUAGCUUCUCACUUUAUGAUAAACGUGAAAAUAUCUACACACAGUAAACUUGGUCAGUGAUUUUGUGAUAUCUUCGAUUGAAAUUGGAAAUGGUGAAUGUUAUAUCAGGCAUUGAUCUUGCUCGUCUACCUGUGAACGAGGAAGAGCAUAAUUUUGGCUCCUGGAAUAUAAAAUACAAAAGUAGUCAUAUCCUUCACUCAAAAUGUAUUGAAGCCGAGUGCUCAAAAGAUGAUUCUUCCAAAUGCUGUAUCUUUUGCAAGUAACUGGACUGAAUUAUAAACAAAAACUAAUUGAACUAUGAAAAACUUGAGUGGUGGAGUGCUUUGUCAUUUGAAAGUGGUUCGUAAGUAGAUUCUAAACAGUGAUUAUUGUUCUGCUACCAGUGACUAUUGUGCGUUGAUUACCAAUUCUUCAACAUGUCGGUCUCCGCAAUCUACAUUUUGGACGUGAAAGGAAAGGUGUUGAUUUCUCGGGACUAUCGAGGGGACAUUGAGUUGGGUGUUAUAGAAAAGUUCAUGCCAUUGCUGAUGGAAAAAGAGGAGGAGGGUCAUGGUAUGACUCCCGUUCUUCAAACAAGUGAAUGCACAUUCUCAUAUAUUAAACACUACAACUUAUACAUUGUGUCGACUACAAAAAAGAAUGCCAACAUUGCUCUUGUAUUUGUUUUUCUUCAUAAAAUUGUUCAAGUGAUGACGGAAUACUUCAAGGAAACCGAAGAGGAAAGUAUUCGAGAUAAUUUUGUUGUUAUCUAUGAGCUUCUUGAUGAGUUAUUAGACUUUGGUUACCCUCAGACAACGGAUAGUAAAAUCCUUCAAGAGUAUAUCACACAAGAAGGUCAUAAGUUGGAGAUUCAACCUAGGAUACCUAUGGCAGUGACAAAUGCCGUAUCUUGGAGAUCAGAAGGCAUAAAGUACAGAAAGAAUGAGGUGUUUCUAGAUGUGAUAGAAUCGGUGAACUUGCUGGCUAAUGUUGUUGGAAGUGUGCUUAGAAGUGAAAUAGUGGGAGCAAUCAAGAUGAGAGUGUACCUGUCAGGGAUGCCAGAGCUCAGACUGGGUCUCAACGACAAGGUGCUAUUCGAGAGCACUGGUCGAGGCAAGUCCAAGUCAGUCGAGCUCGAAGAUGUCAAGUUCCACCAGUGCGUUCGACUGUCAAGAUUCGAGAAUGAUAGAACAAUAUCUUUCAUUCCGCCCGACGGAGAGUUCGAGCUGAUGUCAUACCGGCUGAACACACACGUGAAGCCGCUGAUCUGGAUCGAGUCGGUGAUCGAGCGGCACGCGCACAGCCGCGUCGAGUACAUGAUCAAGGCCAAGUCGCAGUUCAAGCGCCGAUCGACAGCCAACAAUGUGGAGGUGGUGAUCCCGGUGCCGGCCGACGCCGACUCGCCCAAGUUCAAGACGACUGUCGGCAGCGUCAAGUACGCCGCCGAGCAGAACGCCAUCAUCUGGACCAUCAAGUCGUUCCCCGGCGGCAAGGAGUACCUGAUGCGCGCUCACUUUGGCCUGCCCAGCAUCGAAUGCGAGGACUACGAAGGCAAGCCGCCCAUCCAAGUCAAAUUUGAAAUACCCUAUUUUACAACGUCCGGCAUCCAAGUCAGGUAUCUCAAAAUUAUUGAGAAGAGCGGUUAUCAAGCUUUGCCAUGGGUUCGAUACAUUACUCAAAAUGGAGACUAUCAACUAAGAACCAAUUAACGUCUUAAUUUGAUUGACUGAAACAUUAAUGAUUUUAUCAAAUAUAGUCAAGGCAAUUUUUUAUGAAUGAAAUGCUAUUAUUGACACUAUAAUUCAUUUUUAUUCUCAGUGUGUUGUAUGUAUUAAUAUUAUCUUUAUCCAGUAUAUCUUGAAAAAAUGUUAUUUAUUUAAUAAAAUACAAUUGAAAAUGAAAUAUUUCUUAUAGCAUUAAUUUUAGAAUGGUUUUUAUUCUUUAUUAUAUAAUAAUUAUAUCGUGAAGUCAUCUCUGGGAAAUAUCACCGGUUGCUAUUUUCUAUGUAGACUCCAUCUUAUUAAUUAUAUUAUUAGUAUGUGAAUUAGUUAUUGCUCGAAAAAUUAUUGUUUGACAGACAUCAGAUAAUUCCUUACUUUCGAAAUUAUAAAUAUUAUUUUUGAAAAUACUGUUAAAGUUAUAAGUGCCAUUAAAAUAAUACUAGCUUCACAAUCUUGGUUUUAUGAAAGCUAAUCAAUUUUAAAGUACGGUACAGGAGAAACUAGCCAAAAUGAAUAAGAUUGAUUCAUCAUAAAACUCAAUGAUAAAAGAAGCACCAAUAGUCCAAAAUGAUAUUUCGUUAUAUUAUCUAUCUAACCUGAUUUGAAAUAGAAAUGGACAAGCAAUUGAUACGCACUUUUAUUUGGAAAUAAGUGGAUUACUUAUUUGUUUAAUUAGUGGAAGAAAUUGUUUAAUUCGCGGUACCAACUAUUUUCCGUUUGUGCUACCACAGCUUGUUCCAUCCACAUAAAUUUACUUCAAUUCUUGGUAGUCUUGUAGCUACUACACAAUACUUACACUAUAAUUUAUUUAUUUGAGGAUUUGCAUUGUAAAUGCUCCAUCUACAUUUUCUAUUUGGGUAUUCUUUCUAUUAUUAGAAAAUUAUUUGUAAUUAGUUUUACUUUUCUUAUCAUUCUUUAAAACUAGAUAGAGUAUUAUUAUCGUUAGUGGAAGUUUACUCAAAUUGCAAGUGCAUUAAUGAUUACUAUGACAUUCGAUAAAACCUGCUUACCAAACGUCUUGCACAUUUACCUAUAGUGUUCAAUUAAUGCACUUUUAAUCAUGAAUGAGUUAAUAUUGUGUCAAGAUCAAAACUAUAUUCAUUAUUGUACAUUCAAUUUUAUAAUUCAUAAGAGCAGUAGAUUUCCAAUAUUUUGACAUUAAAAAAAUUAAGUUUCUUAUUGCAUUUAUGCAAUUUAUUUAUUUGAUGGAAUGUAAGCCGUUUCAAGCUUAAAGUAUGUCAACAUUUCAAAUUGGAAAAAUAUGUCAACAUUUUCAAAAAAAAUUUUUUUAAUUCUAUCUCUUAGUUGAGUCAAGUUAUAACGAAAAUAUUCUAAUUUAAUCAAUGACUCAUUACUUUUAACACUUUAGUCUUAUUGUAAGUUACGACAGAGUUUAUUAAAUAAAUUUUAUAUUCUCGAUAAAUAUAUUAUUAUUUCUAUUAUUUAAGCCAAUUUAUGAUUAAAUUGUAACACAGUAUAGUGUUGAUAGAAUUAAAUUAUUGCUAAUACCCAAAGUUGAGGCUUCUUACUUAAUGUUGAAAAAUGGUGGCAGAAUAAUUCUUAUCUUUUAUUGUUAAUUUAUAAUUUCUAUAUUGUAAAAUAAUUUUACAAUAUAGAAAUUAAAUAUUGAUAGAUACAGUGAACAUUUUAUAUUGAAACCUAGGUGUCUUGAAAACAGUAUUUUAUAAUAGUUCAUUGUAAUAUUUAUUUGCAAGUAUUAAAUACUGAUUCGGCAUCGGAUGUUUUGAAAAUAAUGUUAAUUUUGAAAUAUGUUAAGUUCAUGACUCAUUUAAUCAAUAAAGUGUUUCAUGGUCAUUGAAUAUUUUUGAUUACAUAUUGACUUCGCCUUUAUUUUGUCAAGUUUUGCUUCUAAUAAAUUGUGAUACCGUA
Messenger RNA from Nilaparvata lugens (brown planthopper), 3739 nucleotides. Its product is annotated as AP-1 complex subunit mu-1. Lineage: Eukaryota; Metazoa; Arthropoda; Insecta; Hemiptera; Delphacidae. Gene Ontology annotation, cellular component: clathrin-coated vesicle; clathrin adaptor complex. Gene Ontology annotation, biological process: intracellular protein transport; vesicle-mediated transport. Gene Ontology annotation, molecular function: clathrin-cargo adaptor activity. The record is from RefSeq and is a predicted model, not a curated record. The transcript is spliced from 3 exons. Bases 566 to 1837 code for a protein of 423 amino acids.